Messenger RNA from Colletes gigas, 11977 nucleotides. RefSeq names its product vacuolar protein sorting-associated protein 13 (gene Vps13). The record is from RefSeq and is a predicted model, not a curated record. NCBI's taxonomy places the organism in Eukaryota, Metazoa, Arthropoda, Insecta, Hymenoptera, Colletidae. The transcript is spliced from 60 exons. The coding region runs from base 288 to 10148 and encodes 3286 amino acids. Gene Ontology annotation, biological process: protein retention in Golgi apparatus; protein targeting to vacuole. Gene Ontology annotation, cellular component: extrinsic component of membrane.
AGCGACCGCAAGCAGCUAGAAUGUGAAGGUGGAAUUGGUAAAAUCAAAUACGUCAGUGCAUUGGCAAUAUUGUAUUUUCGCAUGAUGUCAUUUCUCACAGACGAAAGAAUCAUUAUCAGUUUCUAGUUUGAUACAAUUUACGGUUAUACAAUAUACUGUUCCCAUCGAUCGAUUUUACUUCAGCGCGUCAACCAUUUGUUGGUUAACAAAUGUUGAAUUCUUGUUACUUGUUUUAGCCGUAUUUAUACAUUUUAUGCGAGGUGUCCGACACGGCAUAAAGAUCUACGAUGGUUUUCGAAUCGAUCGUUACCGAACUCCUGAACAAGGUGUUGGGAGAAUAUAUUCAAAAUUUGGAUAACUCGCAACUGAAGCUCAGUUUAUGGGGAGGCGAUGUUGUAUUAAAUAAUUUAUUGAUAAAAGAAACUGCAUUAGAUGUGUUGGAUCUACCUGUUAGAUUGGAGUUUGGAAGAUUAGGAAAGCUUAUAUUGAAAAUACCAUACAAAGAUAUGUGGAAUGGUCAAAUUGAUGCAAUUGUUGAGGAAUUAUUUCUACUUAUAGUUCCUACUAGUCAGAUUGUGUAUGAUGCUGAAAAAGAAGCAAAAGUACAGCUUGAUACUAAACGGGCAGAACUUGCAAGAGUUGAGAAAACAAAACAAUUGGCUGAUACUAAAUUACAAGAGAAGCUAGAUGAUUCCAUGAUCGAAAAACUCGUUGCUCGUAUGAUAAAGAAUAUUCAUGUUGAAAUUAAAAGAAUACACGUGCGGUACGAAGAUCAUGUUUCGUUUAAAGAUCAUCCGUUUUCGGUUGGUUUUACACUUAAUAAAUUUGUAUUAGAAAGUUGUACAGAUUCUUGGAACACAAAUGGCAAUUUGAAAGAUAUGUAUGCUAUUCCACAAAUUUAUAAGCUAUGUACACUGGACGGUUUAGCUGCAUAUCUGAAUACAACUGCAGAGCAAUUUAGUAGUAGUGAACAAUCGGACUAUUCGGGUCUUUUUUGCUCCGGUAUUGCAACUAUAGAUUACACUCCACCUGGUUAUCAAUAUUUGUUGGGCCCAAUAAACGUAAAUGCGAAAUUGAAGUUAAAUCCAAAACCAGAGACAGAUGGAAGUAAUUACACUAUUCCAAAGGUGUGGUUGGAUCUAGAAAUGCAAAAAUUGAGGAUAGGACUGGCGAAAAAACAAUACCAAACUCUCGUUCAAUUGGGCGAAGGGUUGGACCAAGCUCAAAAGGCUGCACCAUACAGAAAGUACAGACCAAAUUUGACAUCGUAUAGAGGACAUUAUAAAGAAUGGUGGCGUUUUGCAUACACUUGCAUCUUAGAAGAAACGGUACGUAGAAGCCGCAGGAAUUGGAACUGGAAUCAUAUGAAACAACAUAGGGACCUUUGCCGUCAAUAUGCUGACGUGUAUCAAACGAAAUUAACAAGCAAGAAAGUUGCACAGGAAAUAGAAGAUUGUCUUACAGAUUGUGAAAGGAAAUUAGAUAUUUUCAAUUUGGUCAUCAUCAGGCAACAAAUUGAAAUGGAAGUAGAAAGAUUGGCCGAAAAAGAGAAGAACUUAAAAGCAAAACGUGGUUGGUUUGGAUUUCUGUGGUCUGGUUCGCAAGCAGAAGAGACUGAAGACUUGAACUCAGCAGCUGCAAUAAUGCGGAAAUUCGAACAGGCGAUGACCCCUCAAGAAAAAGAAAAAUUAUACAGAGCUAUUGAUUACCAAGAAAAUACCGCACCGACUCACUAUCCUGAAACGUACGAGAUGAUCGAUACCCGAUUUCUUUUACACGAACUUCAAAUUAUAAUUUUGGAUAUGGCUAAAGACCAUCCGUGUAUUUUGGAUCUUCAACUACACGAUGUUCGAGCGUGCUUCAAGUCGAGGCCGUCCGCCAAUGCGAUUUUUGUUACAGCAUCGAUCAAUGAGAUGAAACUUUUAGGAACGAAGCAAGAUGAACAGGUUCCAUCGCUUUUUAAUUCUCACGAGCAUAGCGCGGAUGCUGUUUUAUUGUCCAUAUCGUAUGAAAAAAAUCCACUUGAUAAAUUGUGUGGCGAUCGUGUCAUUGUGAAGUCAACGUCCGUGGAUAUUAUUUAUGAUGCACAAACUGUAAUAGAAUUGGUUAAUUUGUUCAAAGUAGAAAACUCGUCGACUUUAAAUCAACUACAAGCAGCUGCAGCAGAGCAAUUGGAAGGUUUGAAGGAAAUGUCUGCUUUAGGUUUGGAGCAUGCUAUUCAAAAGCAUUCAAUAUUGGACAUGCAGGUUGACAUGCAGGCAUCCCAGCUAAUCGUUCCGCACGAUGGAUUCUAUAACGAUACAAAAUCACUGUUGGUAGUAAAUCUUGGUAGCCUAAAAAUGCAUUCCUUAGAAAACCCAAAAGACGAUAAAACGAACGUAACUGUUAAACAGUUAAUCAGCAUGGGUAAAAGCGAAGAGGAUGUAUUGUUGCAUCUUAGGGAGCACAGUUACGAUAAAUUUGUUUUAAAAAUAGUCGAUUUUCAAGUAUUAGUUUCACUGCCAGGAGAGGAAUGGCGCACAAUUUUAUCGAAAGUAGAUGAUUCCAUGACGCUACUGCAACCAACAACACUCGAAAUUCAAUUUCACAAAUGCUUGAUAACCGAUGAUCCUCUGCUUCCAAAACUUAGACUUAUUGGUCAGUUGCCAUCGGUUGUAAUCAAUAUAACGGAUAAACGCUUGUUACAAGCCCUCUCUAUUGCUCAGAGUCUACCGUUCCCACAAGAAGAGGAACCCACAGAACUUCGGAAAUUUUCACUCAGUAAGUCCGUUUCUCAAUUAUCUUUGUUGAAAGAGCUAACUACAAUUUCCGAGAAGAAGAAGGAGGCGGUUGUUUCGGUUAAACAGACAACUGAUUUGGAAAUGAAAUUUGAAAUGAAAGAAUUUUCGUUGUUAAUUUCGUCUCAAAAGAACGGAUUGAUAACGCCGUUUAUGAAUCUCGAGGUGUUACAAUUGGAAGCAGAAAUGUUACAACGGACGUACGAUCAAGAAAUAUUAUUGAGAUUGGGCGGUAUUCAAGUGAAGCAACAUUACAAAGAAACAGACAUAUUUAUGGUGAACACUCCUAUGUCAUCUGGUAAAGAUGAAUAUCUGAUAACAGUACAGUAUAUAAAUGUAAACAAACGUUCGCCAGAAUUUACGACCAAACACGGAUCCGUUAUUAAAUUAUUAAAACUGGAAUUUACAACGUUGGAUGUUUUACUUCACCAGGAAGCUCUUAUAAGUCUUCUUCAGUUUGCUACUUAUAUGCAGGAUCAAAUGAAUGCUAUAACGAGCAGUAGAAUUGAGAAAGAGCGUCGAAUGCGUCCACGCCAUUUGACUUCUAUUCAAGAAGAAACGUCUGCAUUCUUCAAGGAACAAAUUCAGAAACAAAAGUUUAGAUCAACAUCUCGUCGAAGAAAAGCAGUGAUCGAGGAUAUAGAUUUAAAGAUUCAAGCGAAAGUUGGAACUAUCUGCAUGAAGUUAGUCAGUGAAUGCAGAGAAAUCUCUGCCUUUUAUAUCGCCGGUAUCACUGCUGGAUUCAUAAUGAAGACUUCUUAUUCUCAAGCAAACGUUAAUUUAUCAUCUAUCAGUAUUAUAGACCUUAAUGCUGCAUCCGCUUAUAGAGACAUUGUAUCAGUAGCGGAGUAUACAGAAUCGUUACAAAUUCAAGCUACGAUGUACAAUAUUGAACCGACAAAUGUUGAUAAGAACAAUAUGUCCAUCACCGUUUUAAUGGGUUGUUACCGUAUUAUCUUUUUAAAUAUGUUUGUCACUAGUAUUAUGAGUUUUUUGAAUAAUUUUCAAGCAGCCCAGCAAGCUAUAAAAGACGCGUCAGCAGCAGCCGCAGAGGCUGCGAGGACAAACAUCAAAGAUGUUCAAGAAAGCGCUGCACGUAUUGGGCUUGCAGUGAAAAUCAAGGCUCCUGUAAUAUAUGUACCAAUGCAUUCGAAAAACAAUCAUUGUUUAACGCUGGACAUGGGUAAUCUUACUAUAUGCAAUGUUUUUAAAAAAUUGGAAGUUGCAAAUGAAAACGGGGAUUCCCCAAUUGUCGAUGAAAUGAAAAUUGAAUUACAAAACUUGAAAUUAUCAAGGGUGAAAUUGAACAUGGAGAAGUUUGAAAUCGAAAAUGAAAUAUUACUAUUAGAACCGGUCAGCUUCACAUUGCUUAUUAAACGGAAUUUAUCAACUGCGUGGUUUACAUCUAUACCGGACAUUGAUAUGUCCGGAAGAUUAAAUAAAAUUAAUGUGCUAAUAAGUAAAGAAGAUUAUGUGACUGCGUUGAAAGUGUUGGAAGAAAAUUUGGGCGAAGUGGCCGAAGACACGAAAUUCGUGCAAAAUGUUAGUCAAAACGAAAAGAAACUUGAAGUAGAAGUUCUGCAACACCAUCGAUCCGAUGAAUUUGGAGAACCCACUGUGUCAAGUAUGGAAGAUAGAGAGUUUCAAGAACAAGUGAACAUACACACAUCCAUUAAAUUUGAGUUUGUUAUGGAUAGUCUUGUGAUCAGUUUAUUUACGGGUGGUUCAAAAAUGCUUCGAUCGCAAAGUUCUCUUCUACAUCUGCCAGAGAAUGGUUUAGCCAAAUUCUGUUUGACUCAUUUCGCGCUGAAAGGUAGAAUAUUUGCUGAUGGAUUAAUGGCAACAUCGAUACUUCUGAUGAACUGUACGUUGGACGACACGCGUCAAAGUAGACAAGGUUCUCUUAUCAGAAUUAUGGAAAGAACAACAGAAGUACCUUCUAUAGACGACUUGGAAAAUGAAUCAAAUUCUGUUCGCAGCAUGUUAGACAUGACUAUCAGACAGAGUUCAAACGACAUGUUCGUGGAUGUUAGAGUAUUUUCCUUCAGUAUAAUUGUAUCACUUGAUUAUUUAAUGAAAAUAAAGGACUUUUUCGCGUCUGAAGAAGCACCGUCGAAUAAGGCGAUGCCUCAAAAUAUAUCGAAGAAUUAUAACGAGUCUGUAGUUAAAAAGAAACAAACUCAAGCUGUACCGAAUAACAAAAUGUUCACGAUUAAUUUACACGUCGAGAAGCCGGAUAUCAUUCUCCUCGAAGACAUGGAUGACAUAAACUCAAAUUGCAUCAUACUAAAUACCGAGCUGUUACUGAAAGUACGUUUGAUGGGUGAACAUCAAGUAAUAACAGGUUCCAUAAAAGAUUUAACGAUUUUGGCUGGUAUAUACAAUCCACAGAAGAGAAGCGAUUGGAUAUAUCAGGUCCUAAGACCGUGUAGUAUUAGCGUAGCGGGUUCCACGCUGGAAGAGAAAGGACUUCAUGUCGAUGUUUGUUGUACUGACAUUCACGUAUCCGUUUCCCCAGGUGUCAUAGAGAUAUUGAAUAAAGUUGUUCAUACUGCUACAAAAACGGAAGUAAAAGAUGAAGAAGUUGUAAUUUCUGAACCAAAUCACAACGGAUUGUGGAUCAUAACGCCGUUCGAAGAAAAUGAUUUUUGGUUUUUACAUACAGAGGUAGGAAUGGAAGCUAUGGAAAAUCUUUCGUUCACUGAUCACGAUGUGACACUCUAUAAACCAGAAUUAGCAAUAAUAUCUGCGCCGACAAUUUUGUUCACGUUAGAAGCAGGCGUUGGUAAUAAAACAUUACCCAUGCUUCUGCUUCACAUCGGGUUCCAAAGCAACGUAAACGAUUGGAGCUCAAAAUCUAUGAGUGUGGAGGGUACAAUGUCACUGAUAAUGGCGUAUUACAACAGCCGUCUCGCGUUAUGGGAACCAUUGAUCGAGCCAAUAGAAGCCACUAAAAAUAAAAAACGAAUCUCAACACCUUGGGAACUAGAAACUAAAAUUCAAUUCAAUGACGUGGCAGUAAAUUCUAGGGGAGCGAGCGUAAUGAGCCCGACUUCGGACAGCGAGCCAGAAGAAUGGCAUCAGAUCCCUAAAAUGUCUAUAGAUAUAAUAUCUUCUGAAAAUUUAGAAAUAACCGUAAGCAAAACUUGUUUGGACGUACUUAAACAACUUGGCAAUGCGUUCUCGUCGGCGAUGGAAGCCAGUGAAACGGGAACCGCGAAAAGUGUGGCGCCCUACGUACUUAAAAACGAGACUGGCCUAGCAAUGGUUCUAGAUUUGAAACGCAGUCACUUCAAGGUUUUUAACGAUGGAUCGACGACUGUGAAUGAUAGCGUCGUUUCAUACAUGGAAGUAAUUCUGGAAUCUGGCGCGUCGAUAGAGCUGGCACCGAAAACAACAAAAACAGAAAUACCUUUGCUCGACCAAGUGAAAACCGAAUCGAUUCAAGAGAGAGAAGAUGACAAGUUUAUUAUCACGUUCAAAGAAAUCGGUGGUACUUUGGCUAUACCAGUCUUAAGAGCCGAUAAGAGAUUCUUCUCGUUAAGAUACCGGAAAGAAAGUUCUGAAGAAUGGGGUAUCGUGUCAGAUGUUGUAGUCGAUGAAGGAAGUACUAUCGUUACUCUUAGAAGCAUCCUUCAGGUGCAUAACCAUUUCAGUGAACCGAUAUCGGUAUAUUAUAUGACUAAACGUGGAAAUGAAGUCGAAUGCGUGGGCACCGUUGCUCCGGACAGUAAAUUAAAUCUUCCACUAGAUGCUGUAUACACACCAACGAAUAUUUAUUGGUUGUUUUUUAGCGUCGAUCGGUACAUGGUUUCGAUAGAGCCAUUCGUGUGGAAAGAUCUCCAAAAAACUGUCUCUAUGAGCAAACUUUUAAAGUGUGAAAGUCGAACGAAACAAGAUGUCGUAGAACCAUUUUAUAUAAAGGUCGUAGGUGAAAUAGAACAGGUUUACUUUGAAAAUACUAGCCGACACACGAUGGCAAGUACCAUUUACAAUGUUCACUUAUAUCCAUCUGUGUAUUUGAAGAACUUCCUGCCUAUUGAUAUAAUUGUAUGUUUACCUGGAGCUGUGCAAGAGAAGCUUUUAGAAGCAGGCACAUCUUAUCAAAUUCCUACAAUUGAUCCUGGAAAAUCAUACAUAAUCAUAAAGUUACCAAAUUAUUUAGAGAAGGAUUGGUCAUGUCGGGGUGAACUAAUAGCAAAUCCACCGGAAUUUUCAGUUUGGUCAUUCGAGUCUUUUGACAGUGUACAAAAGGUCGUGUUAGACUUGGGAAUGCAUACAUCUUACGAACAUGGAUCUAUAGUCAUGGCAUUGUAUUGUCCGUUUUGGAUGUUGAAUAAAACAGGUUUAAUGUUGUCUUACAAGAAGUCGAGUAAGGGUGGUAAAGAACAUUCAAGCCCGAUAAAGAGUUUGGGUUGUGUCAGGAAACCCUGUCAACAACGCGGUGAAUACAGGAAGGAGAAACCAUGUUCAGUGAGCGGAGAUGAUUUUUUGAAUGUAUUGUAUCACCCGGAGAAUUUCAAAGGACCCAUAUUAUUUUCAUUUCGCUCGAAAGUAUUUUUUGGGAAAAAGAAGGCGAUGAUUCGAAUCGAAGACGGCGAAUGGUCUGAGAAGUUCCCAAUAGAUGUUGCAGGAAGCGAAGGAGUAGUCGUUUGCAGAUAUAAUGGAUUGACGUACCAGAUCGGGGUGCACAAUCAGUUGACGUACAAUUCUUUAACGAAACAGAUUACGUUUACUCCAUACUAUGUACUCAUAAAUAAUUCGAAUUUUCUGAUCGAAUGUCAAGAAGGUGACAGACCAGCCGAUCCUAUGAUGAAGAUCCCUCCUGGCGAAUGUACUGCUCUUUGGCCCCGUUCUGAAAAUGAACAAAAAACUUUAAGAGCUAAGGUCGCUAGUGAACCUGAAAAAACUGCACCAUUCGUUUAUACAGAUAGUCAUACAACUUUAUUAAAAUUAAAUAAUAAGUACGGUGGAAUCAAUGUGGAUGUACAAAUAAGCGAGGGAGGAGUUUACAUUUCCCUUUCUGCUUAUACUUAUGGAAAUGCUCCGGCUCUAAUUAUCAAUCACACGCCGCAUACUAUUCAUUUUUGGGAGAAAGGUUCAUUGAACGUCAGAUCCGUGCAGUCAUUUAAUAGGAUGUUUUAUACAUGGGAGAAUCCAGCUGGACCUCGGAAAUUAAUGUGGGAGGAUAAUAAUAAGAAAGAGAUCGAACAUACUCUACGAAAGGAUUUUUUAGGCGCUUUUCAUUUGCCAGAUUUGGACGAGGAAGUGUUUCACGUAUCGUUUUUGGACGGCACGCAACGAAUACUUCUGUUCACAACGAGUAUGAAAAUUGCAGAAGACUGUCAGCUUGUAGGUGAUCUUGAAACUAUAGAACAGGAAGUGACAAUAAGUAUUCACGGGGUUGGACUUUCGCUUGUUAACAACGUAACGAGAAUAGAAUUAUUAUAUAUGUGCAUAGCCAGUUCUGAUAUCAUAUGGGAAACGAGUAAGUCAUCCGCUCAUCGUUGGCGUGGUAUCAGUACAAGAGAUGUGAUACUUAUCGAAGAAGGUUAUCAGAAAUAUAUACGGGAAUUACAAAUAGGAAAGGACCCACCAUACAGAGUGAUGCUCGAACCAAAAUUGGAGGUCGAUUACUUGAACAUGGAAAUGUUAAGACCACAUCAUAGAACUCUGCGACGCACGUUUCAAACCGGUCUAUGGUUACAGUAUCGAGCAUCGCUACACCAAGUCCAGUUGCACGCAAAAAUCAAUAGACUUCAAAUCGACAAUCAACUUUCCGAUUGUGUUUUCCCAGUUAUAUUAGCUCCAGUUCCACCCCCAAAAAGCGUCACGCAAAGUACCGUAAUGAAACCAUUUGCUGAACUCGGCAUGGUUAAACGCUUAUUAGAGCACAGCAGUGUCCAGCAGUUUCGGUACUUUAAAGUUCUUAUACAAGAAUUUCACGUGAAGGUGGAUAUUGUAUUUAUUAAUGCAAUAAUGGGGCUGUUCGAAGCGAAUGAAAUGAACGACGCGGAAACGAGCAAACUAUUUAAACUGGACAUGAAAUUGGUAGAUGAACCUUUAAUGUAUCAUGUCAGUUUAAUCACUACGGCAGAACAGAAGAACUUCUUUGAUUUACUUCAUUUCUCACCCUUGAAGAUUCACAUAAGUUUCUCAAUGGCUGGUAGUAACAGUGGACCUUCUGCAGUGCCUCAAGUAUUAAAUGUAUUAUUACAAGGAAUAGGUGUCACUUUAACCGACAUCAACGACAUUGUUUUCAAACUAGCGUAUUUUGAAAGGGAUUACGUUUUCAUGACCAACAAGCAACUCAUUUCUGAAGCAACGAUGCAUUACGUGGGACAAGCAAUUAAACAGGCGUACGUCCUCGUUUUGGGACUCGACGUAAUUGGCAAUCCGUAUGGACUUGUAGUUGGUACUAUGAAAGGUAUUGAAGAUCUGUUUUACGAACCUUUCCAAGGCGCUAUACAAGGGCCCGGAGAAUUCGCAGAAGGUUUACUCUUCGGCGUAAAGAGUAUGUUGGGCCAUACUGUCGGAGGAAUGGCUGGAGCAGUUUCUAGAAUAACCGGAGCUAUGGGCAAAGGUAUAGCUGCUCUUACCUUCGAUAAAGAUUACCAAAGGAAACGACAAGAACAGCUCAACAGACAACCUACUAACUUGCAAGAAGGUCUUGCUCGUAGUGGAAAGGGUUUAGUAAUGGGUGUAGUCGACGGUGCAACUGGCGUGGUAAUGAAACCUAUAUCGGGAGCUAAAGAAGAAGGUGUAGAAGGUUUCUUCAAAGGUUUUGGAAAAGGUGUCGUUGGCCUCGUCACUAGACCAACUGCUGGCGUUAUAGACUUUGCCAGUGGGUCGCUUGGAGCAGUGAAACGCGCCACCGAGUUGAGCGAAGAAGCGAAAAGAGUAAGGCCGCCUAGAUUUUUCCAACCAGACAAUUUAGUCAGACCAUAUAUACGGGAAGAAGCUGAAGGACACAAGAUUCUAAAUGAACUGGAGAAAGGAAAAUACGCAAACACCGAUAUCUAUUUUUAUCAUGUAUUCGUUCUUAAAGAUGUAGUGUUGCUCACAGACAAGAGGAUAGCGUACAUAGAGCAUAGCGAUUUAUUCGGUGGAUGGCGAGUCGAUUGGACUUACACGUGGCAAGAAAUCAGCGCGUUACCGAAAGUAGUCGAUAGAGGAAUCCAGAUUUUUGUUAAGGGUAGCGGUAAGGGGAAAAAACUCGGAAACUUAUUUGGUCGCGCAGACCAAUCAAAAAUAAUUUUAAUACCAGAUGAUAGAACGAGACAGCUUUUAUGCAAUAAAAUGAAAGAACAAAUCAAUCAGAGAGAGAUUUUAAUAUCAUCGAAACCAAGCAAGAAAGUAGGUGACACAUAAAACACAUACUUUAAUACCGAAGUACAGUUAUUUAAACUGAUAGUGCCUAGCGUCGUAAACUUAUAUUAAGCUUUGCAAGCGAAAUUUCACAAAUUCUAUUAUUAUAUACAUUAUAAAAAAAAAAAAAGAAGUUUUCUAUAAACACUAUUUACAAGACUGAUGUUUAAUCGAAACCAGUUUAAGGUGAAGGAAGAUCAGUAUAUAAUUUUCUAUUUAUUACGUUCCAAUUUCAUUUUUAAAGUUCCGAUAUUUUUUCUUAUCGUCUGUUAAUAUUUUUACCGUUGAAUGUGCCGAUUUUAAAUUCCAUAAAACGUUAUGAUAUUAACGACACUUAACAAAUCGCUUCUUACAUUUUCAAUCGAUGCAUACAGUAGUAACUAUCAUGUUAUGCAGUAUUAUGUGAAAUCAUUAUUAUAGCAAUCGUCUUUAUCGUUAAAGGUUCUUCAUACAUUUAUACAUACACAUAUUAUAUGAAUGAAAGAGUAUAUGACCUUGAAAUGGUAAUGUUAAUAUUUAAUUAUUUUCGUAUACAAAGUUACGCAUAGAAUCCAAUAAAAAGAAUCGUCAAUCAAAGUACAGAAUAUACACAGACCUGCAGCUUUCGUAAAAUAUUUUACGCUGUGCUUCGCGAACGAUAAUUUUUAUCGAUGCAUAAUAAUAGUCUUAAUUGCAUGAUUAUAAAAUAAGGGAAAAUAAGUUCAGUACAUUCGAAUGAUUUUUAGUAGAUUGUUCACAACGAUAUUAUAUUUUUUGUGUCAUGUUACGUGAUAAUAAGUUUAAUCAAAGUUAAUUUUAUAUGCUAUAUGCACAGAAGCGAGAGUGCAAAUUUAAGCGCACAUCUUAAGUUCGAUUAAACCUCUAUGUGUACCUGCCUAACUAUGUUACCAUUGUACAUAUAAAUACAAAAUAUUUCUAAAGAUAUCGUUUUUAUAUCGUGUAUGACAAUUGUUUUUUCUUAGAUAUUUAUCGUCAAAAUUUGAUAGUAAGUUCGAGUAUCUUUACAUACAAUAUCGUAAGAUUUUUUGUACAGUUUGUUACUUGGUUUAUAUACAGUAUGAAUCUACAUUGUAUUUCGACUAAUUAUAGUAUCAGCCAUAUUUUUAAUAUUAUGUAUUGCGCGUUCUUAGAGACAGCCGGUACCGACCGUUGAUAGCAUAUAAUUAUUACUAGAAAAUGUACGCGUGCGAGUUAAAUACACACAUAUAUUUAAAAGUGGAAGAAAAAUGUCCAAAGAUGUUUCACUGUAUCUUUCACAGCUUAUAAGCUACAUACGUUACUAUUGGAGACGUACGAGAACCCAUGCGUCAGAAGAACUAGAGCCAAUAUUUUAAUACAUCUUUCAUUCUCAUUAUUAUCAGAGUCAUAACAGAGACUGAAAUUGGUUACUUCAAUGAACAAUAGAUAUUUGUUAUUAUUUACUUAUUAAAGUAAAACGAAGGAUUUUUAUUUGAUAAUUAUUCAAUCAUACUUUUCUUUUGGGAACCCAACCCAACCAUCCGGUUCUUGCACGCCUCUAGUUAUUGUACAAUCUAAACUACCCUUCAAAUGAAUGAACUAUUUAGAACACGUUGAUGCUGAAGAAAGAUAUAUCUGUAUUGUUAUACAAUAUUAUUUGUACAAAAGAAAUGUACUAUACGUUAAGAGAAUUAAAUCUUUUGCUUUGUAUUGCUUUCUUUAAUUUCGUCUUUCGUUGUGUAUAUAUAGUAAGAGACUUUAAUUCUUAUCUCGUUUAACGUGCAUUGUAUUCCGUAUAUCGUCACCGAUUACUAUGCACGGUAAAUGUUUCUGUACAUCGUACGAAGCGCUGUAAUUGUAUACGUUUAUAUUGU